UAUAAAAUGUGCUUAUUACGAUGUGGAAAUGAAAGACUGGAAUUCCGAUGGAUGUUCGUAUGUCACUGGAUCAAAUCCGCCAAAUUGUACUUGCAAUCAUUUAACGAAUUUUGCUGUAUUAGUAAAAACAGCCAAUUUGACGGAUCCAUAUACCUUGGAAAUAUUCGGAAAGGUCGGAUGUUCACUUUCUGUGAUCGGACUUGCUUUGAUGUUGCUGUGCAUUUGUUAUUUUUCAUCUUUAAGAAAGAAUUUGACGAAUCAAAUACACUCCGUUCUCGGAUUCAGCCUCUUAGUAGCAUACGUUUUGUUUCUGACGGGUGUUGAGCAGAUAAAUAAUAGAAAUGGCUGUAUUACUAUUGCAGCAUUCCUACAUUUUUUUUUACUAUCUGCAUGGGGAUGGAUGAUAGUUGAAUGUGCCACUAUGUACAAGUAA
Messenger RNA from Styela clava, 433 nucleotides. Lineage: Eukaryota; Metazoa; Chordata; Ascidiacea; Stolidobranchia; Styelidae. The record is from RefSeq and is a predicted model, not a curated record.